Molecule: messenger RNA, 2710 nt
Organism: Argentina anserina (silverweed cinquefoil)
Lineage: Eukaryota; Viridiplantae; Streptophyta; Magnoliopsida; Rosales; Rosaceae
Exons: 20
Coding region: 1-2430 (809 amino acids)
Source: RefSeq, a predicted model, not a curated record
AUGAGCCAAGUGUUUGAAAUGGAUGCAAAAGAAGAUGGGGAAGGACAUGAAGAGGGUGGUUCUUCGUCCCCCAUUGCGGUUUUGCAGGAAAUGUCUGAAGAGGCAUUAAGAGUGGCAGGAGAACCCCUCAACUCUCCGAAUAUGCCGCCAUUGGCACCAGGGCAUAGGCGGGCUCAAAGUGAAGUUUUGACCACCAGACACAAGCGCAGCAAUAGCUUUCAGAAAUUGAAAAACCAGAUGCAGAAGGCUUGGAGAUGGGGGACUAAUCAAGAUGACUCCCGGAUGAAUUUUAAUCCUGAGGUUUUGUUAAAUCAAAAACGCCAGUGGUAUCGCCUUCACUCCAAAUCAAAGGGUCAUGUAAAUUAUCAGGAGCCAACUUCACUCUUUGAGCAUUUUAUAAUUGCGGGACUUCAUCCAGAUACUAAUCUUCAAAUUGCCGAGGCAGCAUUCAUUAAAAGAAAGAAAUGGGAGACAGACAUGAUAAGCUAUGGAAUCACUGACCUUAAAUUACUGCAGCAAAAGGGACCUCCAAUCCCAACAUUAGAACCUCAGGUACUGUUUAAAUAUCCUCCGGGGAAGAGGCUAGCGAUGCGUUUGAAAGAUUUAGCUUCCUUUUGUUUUCCUGGAGGGGUUAAGGCACGAUUAAUGGAGAAGACUCCAUCACUAAGUGACCUUAAUCAAAUUGUUUAUGGACAGGAGCAUUUAGGCAAAGAUGAUUUAGCAUUUAUCUUUUCACUCAAGGUAGCCGACAAUGCAACACUUUAUGGUGUUUGCCUACAUGUGUCAGAAAUAGUUCAAAGGCCUCCUGCUAUUUUAGGCAUCACAUCACCUCUUCCUCAUUCAUCUGGGGGACUCUUCCGUUUUUUGGUUUCUGCACCUCGGUGCUACUGUGUGUUAUCCAAAUAUCCCUUUUUUGAGUUACAUUAUGAGAUGUUGAACAGUAUCAUUCAACAGGAGCGCCUGAAUCGAAUAACACAAUUUGUCACAGGAAUGAGCCUCAUUGAAUCCGUUUCUUCAUUCCCAAAAAUAGAUGAUGAAAGUAAUCACAACGAUGACUCCCCUGAGACAGAGCCUUGUGAUUAUUGGAUGAACUCUGCAAUUCCUAUACACAGUGCAGUAGCUCUUACAGCUGUUGCUGCAGGAAUUAUACCUGAUGAUGAGACUCCAACUUCUUCACUCAAGAUAUGGGAACCUCAGUCCCCGGAAAGUGCUACUGCUAGUGAUGUUCCAGAUUUUAUUCAAAUACUUCAGAUAGAAUAUUUGGAAGUUAUACAAAUGGCCAUACUUCACGGGGAAGUCUUGGGAGUUCUGAAUCUCUAUUUAGGUGGAAUGGUCAUACUUCUCCAGAAGUUGGGGCAUCUUUUUUGUCCAGGAACCACACAUUGGAGCGUUUUGGUAGUUCUGAAUCUUUAUUCAGCUAGAAGCAUGUCAGAGGAUGACGAUGAUGACCUUUCCUCAACUUGUGAGAAAGAGUUUAGCGAUGACUUGAUAAUGGCAUGGGCUAGGGAGAAUAAAAACGAUUUGCUACAGAUUGUAUGUGGUUUUCAUUCAUUGCCUCUUCCCGAACGAGGAAGUGAUUUAGCUUUUCAACCUCUUGAACAUCUACAGGCUAUCCAGUAUAAGCGGCCUUCAAUUGCUGCCCUUGGUUUUGAUGAAAAAAGUUUAGAAUCAUCUGAAGAUCCUGGGGUUGAUGCAAAGUUAGCCGCUGCUGAGGAAGCACUUUCACUAUCAUUGUGGACAACUGCCACAAUCUGCCGAGUUCUCUCUGUUGAAAGUAUUUUGGCAUUGCUUGCGGGAGUAUUACUGGAAAAGCAAGUGAUAGUAGUGUGCCCAAAUCUGGGUGUUCUAUCAGCAACAGUAUUAUCUCUCAUACCCAUGAUUCGUCCAUUUCAAUGGCAGAGUUUAAUGCUUCCUGUUCUACCAGGAAAAAUGCUGGAUUUUCUUGAUGCCCCAGUUCCCUUCAUUAUUGGAAUAGAGCAAGUUCCUGCAGACCUAAAGAAGAAAACAUCAGAUCCUGUUGUAAUUAAUGUGGUCAAGGACCAGGUUAAACUAUCUCAUCACCUGCCAGCACUGCCACGAUAUAAAGAACUUGCCCUUGAACUUGUCCCUUUCCAUUCCAAACUGUCAAUGGAAGGUUCAUUUGCUAGAAAGCAUCCUGUAUAUAGAUGCACCGAAGUGCAGGCUGAAGCUGCAGUUCAGUUUUUGAAAGUCAUCAGGAACUACAUUGAGUCGCUUUGUUCCGAGCUAAGUUUUUACACAAUUACAAGUGUACAAUCAAACAAUGACAGGGUUUCGAUACUUCUCAAAGAUAGCUUCAUUGAUUCCUUUCCUAGUAAGGACCGGUCAUUUAUGAAGUUGUUGGUAGACACACAAAUGUUCUCAGUUCUAUCCGACUCUCGUUUGUCAAGCUUAGAGAAUGGAAAUCCUUAAGUUAAAUUAAGACCAUCAUAUCCAAACCUGUUGCAACUGAAUGCACCAUUUUAAGAUUUCAAGUUGCAAUUCAAUUAAUCAUCUCAGGCCUAAUGACUUCUGCCACUGUCAGCCAUGGCGAUUGGAGGACGUAAUGAUGAAUCGUGAGGACAAGUGAAAGGGUGAAGGCUUUUAUCUCUGGAGUUCAUAACCUCUCAACUUCUCAAGGAACUUCUGUCAACCCAACGAUUUGACACCCACCCACUCUUGCCAUCUGCCAAACCUUUAUUUGCCACAAUGU